Lagopus leucura (white-tailed ptarmigan) is the source of this 2301-nucleotide messenger RNA. RefSeq names its product multiple epidermal growth factor-like domains protein 6. Gene Ontology annotation, molecular function: serine-type endopeptidase inhibitor activity. The transcript has 16 exons. Lineage: Eukaryota; Metazoa; Chordata; Aves; Galliformes; Phasianidae. Gene Ontology annotation, biological process: antibacterial humoral response; innate immune response. Bases 1 to 2301 code for a protein of 766 amino acids. The record is from RefSeq and is a predicted model, not a curated record. Gene Ontology annotation, cellular component: extracellular region.
AUGGCCCCGCUGCCAGCCCCCCACCACGCCGGGCACACAGGGGCCAGCGGCCACCAGCCGCCCUCCCUGCCCCCAGCAAAGCAGGCGUGUGCCCGGCAGUGGGGAGCAGCCCCACGCGCCCCACCAGGAGCCAAAUCCGGCCUUUGCCCACGGAAGCGAGCCCGGCGUGAUGCUGCCUGCCCCAACCUGUGCACCGAUGACAGGGACUGCCCCGGGGACCAGAAGUGCUGUUUCUCUGGCUGCGGGCUGACCUGCACUACCCCGUACACAGCGAAGUCCGGUGCGUGCCCCGUGGUGCUGCGAGGCUCCCUGGGCCCCUGCCUGGAUCGGUGUGACAGCGAUGCUGACUGUCCUGGGGCCAAGAAGUGCUGCACCACUGGCUGUGGCCACGUCUGCAAACUGCCCACCGAAGCACCCCUGGCAGCUCCCAGUACUGCCUCAGCUGUGGGCACGCAGCAUCCCCGCAGCACCAUGUGCCUGGGACUUUGCCUCCUCCUGGGGCUGCUCCUCGGGAUGGAGCAGAGCACUGCACUGGGGGAGGAAGAUGGGGAGCUGCAAAAACCAGGUCUGUGUCCCCGGGACUUCACACGCUGCCUCCACCAGGAGCCCCCUCUCUGCACCAAUGACUCAGCAUGUCCCGGUUGGCUCAAGUGCUGUUCCCACGAGUGCCGCCUCCGCUGCACACCCCCGGCAGAAGAGAAGCCCGGUGCCUGCCCCGCUGCGGCCCCAGAGGGGCUCUUUUACCCCUGCUCCUUUCGGUGUCAGGAGGACAAAGACUGCCUGGGCAGCCAGAAGUGCUGCCCGCUGGGCUGCGGCGCAGCCUGCGUGGAGCCGGCGCAGGACAUCUGCCAUCUCCCCGCCAUGCCGGGGCCCUGCGGCGGCCACGAGCUGAGCUUCUUCUACAAUGUCACCUCCGGGCGCUGCGAGACGUUCCCCUACAGCGGCUGCGGGGGCAACGCCAACCGCUUCGGGACGCGGGCAGCGUGCCGCCGGGCGUGCCUGAGCCACGAGAAACCCAAAACCAGGGAGUGUCCCGUGGCGCUGCCGGAGCUGGAGGGGCCGUGCCGGGAGGAGUGCGAUGGUGACAGCGACUGCCCCAACGCGCUGAAGUGCUGCAACAGCAGCUGCGGCCUCCAGUGCCUGCCUGCAGCGCCAGCCCGGAAGGAUGGAUUCUGCCCGGCCAGUGCUGGGCUGUUCCCCAGCUACGACUGCAGAGAGUGGUGCCGGCGUGACUCUGACUGCCCCGGUGAGGAGAAGUGUUGCCUGCGGGGCUGUGACUACGUGUGCCUGCACCCGGCCCAAGAGAAACCAGGGAUCUGCCCCCUGAGCGAGCAGGCAGCAGGAUCCCAGUGCCACGACCCCUGUGCAGGAGACGGGCAGUGCCCAGGAGAUGAGAAGUGCUGCAGCAGUCGAUGCGGUCACGUCUGCAUGGCCCCAGAGCCAGACAAACCUGGGCAGUGCCCAAAGGUGAGGCUGCAGCUGACAUCAGAGCCAUGCACGGAGGAGGAUGACUGCCUGCACGACCGGGACUGCCCCAGGCAGGAGAAGUGCUGCUUUUCUGGCUGCGCCAUGCGCUGCUCCCGCCCAGCCAGAGAACACCCUGGGCAGUGUCCCCAGGCAGAGCCUUGCUGGGACCCCCGGCGCCGACGCAGGAACCAGUGCCUAGAUGACAGCGUGUGCAGGAGGGAUGAGAAGUGCUGCAACACAGGAUGCACUUGGGGCUGCGUGGCUGUACCCAGAGAGAGCAGCAGUGGUGCCUCCAGCCAGUGUGCAGAGGAGUGUGAGACUGAUGCACAGUGCCCCCAGGGACAGCGGUGCACCCACAUGGGCUGCAGCCAUGUCUGCGUGGACAUCCCUGGGGGGAGAGUGGGAGUGUGCCCCAUCCCCAGGGAUGCCGGGACAUGCUUGGACCUGUGCAGCUUGGAUGAGGAGUGUCCCUGGGGCCAGAAGUGCUGCAGCAAUGGCUGUGGCCAUGUCUGCAUGCCUGCCUCUCUCAAAGAGCACGAUGUUGCCGUUGUGCCACAGCACGGUGCCAGCCGGUGCCCAGAGCAGUGUGAUGCCGACUCGCAGUGCCCACGAGGACAGAGAUGCACCCGCACCAGCUGUGGCCAUGUCUGCACGGACAUGCCUAGAGGAAGGGAGGGAGAGUGCCCCAUCCCCAGGGGCAGCGGGACGUGCUUGGACCUGUGCAGCUCUGACAAGGAGUGUCCCCAGGGCCAGAAGUGCUGCAGCAAUGGCUGUGGCCAUGUCUGUACACAGAUACCUGGCGGUGAGGAGACUGAGGGACAGGACCAGAUUUAG